Colletotrichum destructivum is the source of this 2343-nucleotide messenger RNA. RefSeq lists its product as uncharacterized. NCBI's taxonomy places the organism in Eukaryota, Fungi, Ascomycota, Sordariomycetes, Glomerellales, Glomerellaceae. The transcript is spliced from 6 exons. The coding region runs from base 82 to 2040 and encodes 652 amino acids. The record is from RefSeq and is a predicted model, not a curated record.
GCUAGUUUGUGCCUCCACGCCGCAUUCUCGUCGCACCUUUAGGUAAACAACGUUGAGCUGUCCAGCUCAAGACUCUUAUCCAUGGCUCAUAACGCUGAAGAAGUGAACGAGAGAGAGCUUUUCCUGUAUUCUAGGGAUAGACAUCCCGCAAGCGAAGCCGUUGUUUUCCUCGAAAAUCAUGUUGCACUGCCUGGCCAACAACCUCCGGUCUUCAGCGAGCAAAGGGGGGAACUUGUCUCCUUAGAAGAUGCUAGAGAGCAACAGCAAAAAAGUGCGUUGAUGUGGAAAGAAGUCGACGGGGAGAAAGAACGGCUCUUCGCUCUGAUGAUACAAGUACAGGGAAAGAUUUCAAAGAGGAAGAACGGAGACCGCCAAGUUCAAGCACUUUCGGAAACCGACCUGAGGCAAUGCAGCUGGGGACAGGUUCUGACCGAAGUCGACAAGACCGCGGAGCGGUGGAAGGGUGGACCCGACAAGGAGAGCAAAACAAUGGUGUUCAUUGACAGAAUCGGCAAGUAUUCAAGUGCUCUGGAAGCAUGGCUUGGGCUGUUACCCAUGGGGGACUACGGGUCAAGCAUCUGCGGCGUGUUCAAGCUGGCGAUUGGAGCUGCGACGCAGUACAGCAGUACUGGGGAGACAAUCUUUCAGUUCUUGGCUGAUAUACCGGAUAUUAUGGAGAACGCGAAGCAAACCGUUGCCCUCUACCGGGAGAUGGGGGGACAUUCGCUAGAACGGAAAAGCUUUGAGCUAUUUAGAGCGGUAUUGAAGGCUCUAAAUCACAUCAUGCAAUUUUUUGCGGACAGCAAGUUGGAAAAGUUCUUCCAGGUCACGAUAAAGCAGAGCGCGUACAAGAGCGAAUUGCAAGCUAGCAUGGACGUCGUCAAGAAACAAGUCCAGGCUUUCAAGGAGGAAGCUUACAUCUGCCACGCUCGAGAAACUCACGGACACUCCCGCCUGUUGGCCAAAAUCGAACAGGACAACGAGCGUUUUCAGAAGAGCCUUCUCCAAAUGCUCGAGUCUAGCCCUUACUUCCAGUCGAGUCGUUCAGAGCGUCUCGCCCCAGACUACAGGGCUCUCCCACCAAGAAUCACCGGCUACGACUUGGCGAAUGUCGACUACUCAGUGUCGGCCGAUGAAGCCAACGAACAUCCGCGUCACCUCAGCUCCCAAGACUUUUGGAAGCAGUCGUACGAAGACACAGCGGAAGCCAAAGCGGCAGCCGAGGCAGCGAGAUCGAAGCUUCUUCGGCUGCUGAAGUAUGACAGGGAGACCGUUCAGAACGACAUUGCUUCUUGUCUCCGACUUGGCCAUCGUCUUCAUGAGAAAGGGAAAUCGAAAGCGGCAAAGCUUUUCCGAAACGACGACUUCAAGGCCUUCAUGGGGCAGUCCCAAGCCUCGACCAGCCUUCUCGUCAACGGUCGGGAUGAUCUCGCCGCGGCGGACGGGAUAUCUCCCCUUAGCCUCGCAGCGGCCGAGCUGACGCGGAUCUCCCAAAGUGAAGGGUCUGAAUUUGGACAGUUCUUUGUCAUCAACUUUUUCUGUGGCGAGCACCGUCCAAGACAUUCACUGAACCCUGACGCAGCUUGGCAAUCAUCGGCAGUUGGUAUGAUCGCGAGUCUGGUCGGCCAACUUCUCAGCCAGACGACAGAUCGGGGAAUGGGACUAAAUCUCUCCUUCAUGAACGACUCAAAAUGGAGGAAGGUAGAGAGGCUCGAACCGAAGGUUCUAUGCACAGUAUUUGGAGAGUUGGUGAGACAGCUGCCCUCGGGUGCGUUGGUUCUAUGUAUUGUUGAUGGGAUUGCGGUUUACGAGACACAGGCGAUGCAGCCUCAAACCAUGCUCGUGAUGGAGAAGCUGGUACGACUGGUGGGCAAGUUGGCGAAUGGACCGCAAAUCUUUAAGUUGCUUGCUACCUGUCAGAAUCGAGCCUUGGGGGUAUCGCAACUUUUUCGGGGACGCACUCUGGAUUUGCCGGAAACCGUUGAUGUAGAUGACGCGGCAGAUUAUAUGAUCUCGACGAUGGGGCGUCAGAGGUCGUGAUGGGCACAUUGUUACAUCGAGUCUUGAUAUUCAUUGGCGGGCGAUGGCGCAGACAAUCCGAGGAAAAUGGUUUUAUUUAUAUCAUUUCUCUCUUCCAGAGGAUUUUGCUCUCAGCGAUUGACCUUUCUGAAAAUUAUUCAAACACCACCCAAACCGGGAAUCGCUACAAUCCGCCGGGGGAAUGUCUCUACCUCCAGUAUGCGGUAGGCUCAAGACUCCGUAGCGGAAGUGAAGGUUAGGGUGAUAGAGGUAUGGAUUAAGAUUUGGGUUCAAGGAACCAUGAAAAACGCUGCUCAUAUCUCU